AUGGGUGGCACGAAGGAGGAGGCGACGUCGUCUCCGUCGGCGGCGUACAUGGAGGUCCUUCGGAACCUCGAUGGCACCAUCGAGACGCCUGGCCAGUACGCUUUGACGGGCGAGCUCUUUGGCAUUGGCCCGCCCAAGCUUGGCGUCGACCGCUCGCAAGGCUACAAGCCGUCGCCGGAUCUGGUGCCGGUCAAGCAGCCCGCGUCGGUCAUCGCCAGCUUUGGCGCUGCGCCGCUCGUCGUGCCCAAGGAGCACAUCUACUUUGUCCAAGGCGAGCACGAGUGGGUGCGCUACCUCAACGGCUGGAUGCUGCACAACGUCACGAGCGUCCUCAAACCCGUUUGCAAGCACAUCACGUUCCAUCUCUCGCAUGUGACGAUCGACGGUCCCGGCGCAUUGCCCGUGCUGACGCCGUCGCAUGUGCCCCGAGGCUCAUUCGGAACAUUGGCGAUUGCGCUGCCGUCGACGUGCGUUCGGCGCAUCACGUUGUCGGGCAACGACGACGCCACUGCGUGGAUGCCCUUUACGGAUAUGACCAUGAGCUUUGCUGCGUGGUACAACGACUGCAGCAUCACCGUAGCACCGAUCGCAACACCGGGACACCGGGCGUACCUUGUGUACAGCUUGGUCAGCAGCGACGGCGAGCCGCAUCGGACGAGCCCGGCAUCGACGUACUCCGCCGCCGGCGAGCUCGCGGCCCUCGCUGCCCAACCCCACCAGCUCGACACGACGUAUGCGUACCGGCUCUUCAACAAGACCAUCGAUUUGCGGUUCGAGGCGCUUCAAGGUCGGGAUGCUGCGUUUCUCAAGGCACUGGUCGCCGCUGGGACGUUUGAUGUCGCGCUCGUCCGGGCGCCUCGGCGCAAGCUCACGCGCGCCGACCUGCACACGCACGAGUGCAACACGAGGCCGCGCGAAGACUUUGGCCGACGACCCAAAGUAGCGACCGCACCAAAGCGGACGAAGCUACCUUCCGAGGAGCGCACGCCGCACGGCUACGACGAGAUUGGCAUCAAGCACUUGGAUGCAGACCUCGACGACCAUGACGAUCCAGACACGGACGCGUCGGACGCCGGCGACUGCAGCGACGACGACAUGUUCUACCAGGACGUCGAGGAAGGGCAGCCACGAUCCAAGACGAAAAAAGAUGCGUUCCACGAAGACCGUCUGUACUUUGUGGACAACGCCGUCGACACGAGCUUUCCCGAUGCUACCAAAUUGAAGAAGAAGAAGAAGAAGAAGGCGGGCACGAAGCGCCGCCGCGACGAAGCAGACUUCGACGACGACGACUAUUCUCAGGCAGUAAGGCGUUGGCGGUAUUACAGUGACGCUGAUGCCGACGACGACGACGACGACGACGACGACGACGACGACGACGACGACGACGACGACGGAACCGUCGACGCGUAUGAAUUCGUCCCCGACAACAACGAGUACAAUAACGAGUACGACGACGAGUACGACGAAGCGUACUGCCGGUACACGCCGUAUGCCACCCGCAACACGGCAGACGACGGCAACGAAAGCGAUGUCGGUGUCAACGCGGCGUAUCGACGCAUGCGUGAAGACUACAUGUAUGACAGUCAUUGCGGCUGCGACAAGAUCCGCACACGCAAGCCGUGGCGCCGCAUCACCGAAGCGCUCCUGCACCCAACGUCGUCGGAUGCCAUACAAGCUGCGCUCCUCCAUCGGUCGGUCGGGCGCUGGGUCACACGGCGCGGUCUCCGGCGACUGCGCUCCGUCCUCCUCGUGUUUUGGCCCAAGCGCCACCGAGCGCGUAUCGUUGGACUUGAUGCCGCCGCCGCUGCUCUCGAGAAGGACGAGCCAAGUCAGCUUGGCUUUGCAACGACCGACGACGCCGCCGCCAGCCUCAUCGACGCGAUCGGUGCCCCGGGCGUGCGCUUCACCGACGCCCACGUGGCCGCGGUCGGCGCGUAUCUGCUGCGCCACCCGUCACCGGAUUUGGUGGCGGGCUUUCUACCAUUUAGCUUUACGAUGCGCAAACGAACGUCCCGUCGCCGCGGUCUCUACUGGUUCCAAGCCGCCAUCGCUACGUACGGUGUCGCUGCGAUCGCCAGUAAAGUGGUCGCUCUCUGCACGCCCAAGCACAAGGGCAUCUACUUCCUUGGCAAAACCAUCCUUUGGAUGCGCCGGCUUUUCAUCUCCAGCGCAGCGCACACCGCGCAAGACGGCUUUGGCCCGCUCCUCGUCCAGUGCUGGCAGACCAUUGCGAUGCAGCUCGCGGCCAUUCCGUCGCUCGAUGCGUACCCGUAUGUCAUGCCGGACCGCCUGCACGCACCGAUGCUCCAAGCGGCGCUCGAGCUCGAGGCGGCGGCCACCGCGAUUUCCUCGCAGCCCUUUCCGACCACUGUGUAUGCCUUCACAACGACUGUCUACAAGGAAGACGUGCUCGUCACCAUCGUCCUCCCGGCGGUUCUCAAAGCGUCGCCGACAUCGGUUGCGACACCGUUCGUUCCUCGGCUGCAGCGAAAUCUCCCGAGUCUUUACGACGCGCUCACCAAGUCAACUGGAAUGAUGGGCUGUUGGCGGAUCCUUCGCUUUCAUGCACGGUACGGUGACGUCCUCGCGGUCUACAAGGAGGGGGCGGUGCUUCCCGAAGCCGACUACGACGUCAUAUGCACCCUCCUGUAUGCUCUGCGCAGCAGCGGCAUGGCGCUGUCGGACGCCGACGCCACCGCGAUCGCCGACGAUGUCCUUACCCGGACGCGGGAUGUGGUCGUCGCAACGGUGGCGCGGCAAUCCAAUGCCCGUGGGAACCCACUGCUUGUCAUGGCGCUCGUGUGGAAGGUACCGCAAGCACUCGCGGCCUGCCACUUGCUCUCGCCUCAAUACGUCACCCGCCUACUCAAUGCUGUCACCGACGUUGUCCUCGCGGCCCCCGAUGGGCUCUACUACGUCCGCCGCGUCCUCUACCCGCUCCUCCGAUACCUCGACGUGAUCUUGACCAUGUACACGGCGCAGCGCGACCAGCUCGCGACGAGUAUACGAAAUGUGCUUCAAGGCGCCUUGGAUGUCACGGAAGUCGCGUCGCCGGUGCAGCUUCGAGGAUUGUGCGGCUGCGCCGAGUGCACGGCGAUGACGGGUCAUCUCGCCGACCAAGGGGCACUCCGGAGUCUGAGUGAGGUCGUGCCAGCGACCUGCGUCGGGCUUCGCGCCGCCAUUUCGAAGUUACCACGCUAUCAUCCACGCGUGACGCUGACGCUGCUUGGACCGACGACGGCUGGUCUCCGUAUCUGGACGCAAGCAGGUGCCCAAGCACAGCGCCAGCGGGACGAAGCCAUGGUGGGCUACCUGGCUGGGGCGCGCGCGGCGCCAAUGCGAGCCGAGGCAGACGACGCCAUCGCAGCGCUGGAAGCGGCGCUGCCUCUUUUGCCGACGACACCACCGGUGGUCCGAUCAUAUCAUAACUGGAACCGCGGUACCAACUACGGCUACGGCGGCAUCUACUACGAAGACUCUGGUGGCACCUACUUUGACUAUUUGGGCGAUCAGGACUACCAGUACGACUAUUAG
Messenger RNA from Saprolegnia parasitica CBS 223.65, 3534 nucleotides. RefSeq lists its product as hypothetical. NCBI's taxonomy places the organism in Eukaryota, Oomycota, Saprolegniomycetes, Saprolegniales, Saprolegniaceae. The transcript has a single exon. The record is from RefSeq and is a predicted model, not a curated record. Bases 1 to 3534 code for a protein of 1177 amino acids.